AAAUAAAAAUACUGCCGUUUGAGCAAGGGCAGCUCUUUUGUGCGGAAUAAUAAUUCCCGCCAAGCCAGCAACGCCGGUAAUUUCUGCAGAGUGCAGCACCAUCGUUAUGUUUAGAACGCUUGCAGUCGUCAAACAUAAAUGAAAAAGAAUUUUUGAGGUACGCAAUGGAGAGCACAGCCACCGACCCUCUGGACAUCUCCAAGGACGAGGAAUUAAUCACAGACGCACAAAAAGAGCUGUCAAAAAGCGAUGUUUUGGUUUGUGGGGGCUGUCAUGAGACGUUUCACUUCAUUGAGGAGUUUCAAAGCCACAAAGCCGGAGAGUGCACAAACGUCUCGGUGCUGAAAUGCGAGAACGAGGAGAAGCCCCAGAUCUGGGGCUUCACUCUGUGGAAAAACAAGCACUUGAAAACGAUCAAAAGCCAGGAGGAGCCGGUGCCCUCGUCGUGGGAAAUCUACCAAAAGUGGACUAAACUCGAACAGCCCGAGAAAGACACGUGGAUUUCCGCGGGAAAAACGCUCCUUUCGGUCACCAGAGUCGUCAAUGGCAAGCCACUCAGAGACAACACGGUGGAAAAAGACCCCCUUGCCAUGGAUGACGGGGCGGAAACCGAGGUGAGGAAGAAUCAAAAAACGGGGAUUAGGACGCUACCAGAGAAAGACAAAGAAGAAUACAAUGUUGAAAAAAUUGUUGGGAAAAGGUUUAAUCCCAGGAAAAGGUACUGGGAAUACGAAGUCAAAUGGGAAAAUUAUUCAGAAUUGACAUGGGAGCCUCUGUUGCACCUAGAAAACUGUAAAGAUUUGGUUCAGGAAUUUGAAGCUAAAUUAAAAGCUGAGAAAGAAAAAGAUAAGCCCCCAGGGACUGGAAGGGGUAGAGGACGUCCACGCUUAAAUCCGCAGACUCCGGGAGCUGUAAAAGUCGUACCGAAGAAACCCGUUGCCCCUCCUCCGGUUGAAGACAUCGCCUUAACACCUGGAGGCCGGCCUCAGCGUACGAGCAAACAGAAGGCUCUAAACCAGGUUAAGGCCUGGUGCGGGAAUAUUUCCGACGAUGAAGGCGGCGGGAAACGCCCCUAUGACGAUGACGCCGAUAGUGAUGACUCUUUUGAGAAAAAAAUCCGAAUUGAUGGUGAGUCCGAAGACACGGAAGAAGAUGAGCCCAGGACUCCGGCUCGUAAAGUUGCCAAAAUCAUCCACACUUACAACAACGGCGUCGGGAAGAAGCUCCCCGACAAUGUCCUGAUACCUGACGCCAAAGGAGUCGUCCGGAUCAGCCAGAAACAAUUACCGUCGCUCAGUUCCGGCGUUUACAUCAUGUCAAAAUCAUCCGGAAUCAUUAAACUGGAUCCAACCGCUUCGAAAAUUGCGACAAGUGGUGGGCAAGCCAUUGUCAAAGUGAGCCCGAAAAUCGGACAAACCCAGAUUAGAAUAAUCAAAAAGGAGGACGGCAGUAAGAGAGUAGUGCAAGUAAAGGGACCAGAGCAGCAGCACUCUUCUGUAGUCGCUUCAAAACCCAGAAUCAUCCAACAUGUAGUCACAAAAACAGCAGUGGUGCGGAAAGAACCCGAAAAAAUCGUCAGAAAAGUUGAAACACCGAAACCCAAGCCUGUGGAAAAGAAACAAGAGGCAAAAACUUCCCACCCUGAGGAAGAUUCCGACGACGGUCUCCCAGAACUCGAGUUUCCCACUGACUUGCCCUUGCCCCAGCCCGAAAGCCCCCCUCAAGAGUUCACCUUGGACCCAACAACGGGCAAAGUGGUCGGAGUCGAUUACCCGGAACCCGAACCCAAACCAGAGACCAAGGAGCCAAAUGAGGAAAGUCCCUCGCAAACACUCGACAACAUUGUCAAAUUAGCCGCCGCUGAUAUCACAGAAGACGAUCUCAAACCGGACACUGAACCGAUCAUCACAACUGAAAAUACUCCCGAAACCACAGCUGAAACCCCCGCUACGACCACCAGCACUGUCUACUCUGUUGUAACAGGAGCCAAAACCGGCCAAUCAAUCCUGAUACCGGCACUACCCAACACCAACAUCCUCCAAAAGACGCUCCAAUCCCCCAGACCCAAAACCCAGCCACGGAUCAUCAACCAGUCCGUCACUAAGCCCCGCCCGGCCAUGACCCCAGUGCAAGCCGCCCGGCCGGCAGCCAUACGCCCCAAAACACCGCUCCCCAAACCCAAAUUCAACAUCGCCCCCUUGUCCCCAACGAAAAAUGUCUAUUCGCCGAAAAGCAACAACGUGGCGAAAAAAAUCGGCAACACGACCAUCUACAGGACGAAAUCGCCAGCAGCCCCCCAACCGGUGGUGAAGAAAAGUCCGCCGAAAGUGGUAGCGAGUGCCCCCAUCAGUAUGCCGUCUUUGGACGAGGAACCGGUUGAAGGGCAACAGGAAGCAACAGUGGAGGGUGAAGUCCCGACCAUGACGUUUGCGGCGACUGAUCGCCCGAUGUACAUCACGGGAGAUGAUGGGACGGUUUAUCAAGUGGCGGGGCAAAAUGAAGAGGGGCAAACUAUUCUUGUGACGCAAGAUAGUGAGGGGCAACAGCAGUGUUUGUUGGUGACGGGGGAGACGGUCCAGGAGGCGGCGGAGCAGCAGAGUGAGGAAGCUACGACGCAGAUGUUGAUGGAGCAGGACCCGGAGGAGCCCCUUGUGGUGCAGUUUAUGAGGGCUGAGCCUCCAAGUCCAGGUGGAACGCAUAAAGUGCUAGUGAAGUUGCCCGAUGGCAACGUGAUGGUGACGCAGGUCACCCCAGAAGAAUACGCGAGUCUAGAGUUGUAAUAGAUCUUAGUUCUGUUUUAUAUUUCAAGCCAUGCUAUUGCGGUUGCAAGUUUUCAUUCUUCAUGUUCAGUGAGUUUAGUUUUGAAGCAUUUAUUGUAUUAUUUCUCAAAUUCGUUUCGUUUCGAGUGUAAAAUACUUGAAGUAUGUAUAUAAAGAUUUCGGUUAUGAUUUUUUCACGAAUGUAACAGUGAAAAUAUAGGAUUUUAGUAAAUAA
Messenger RNA from Tribolium castaneum (red flour beetle), 2994 nucleotides. It is a transcript of the gene Chro, whose product is annotated as Chromator. Gene Ontology annotation, cellular component: pericentric heterochromatin. The record is from RefSeq and is a predicted model, not a curated record. The transcript is spliced from 8 exons. Gene Ontology annotation, biological process: chromatin organization; negative regulation of transcription by RNA polymerase II. Bases 165 to 2780 code for a protein of 871 amino acids. NCBI's taxonomy places the organism in Eukaryota, Metazoa, Arthropoda, Insecta, Coleoptera, Tenebrionidae. Gene Ontology annotation, molecular function: chromatin binding.